AUGGCCCAACAUGAUUCAGACGAGGAUGAUCAACCACGAAUGAUUUUGGACCGUCGUGGGGAUUUCACAAUCAUCAACAGUGAGCCACAGACAAGAUUCAAGAUUGGCGAGCUCGCUGCUCUCGGAGCACAAAUGGCUGGUGGUGUUUUGGCCGUUCGACCCAUACCGAAUCCGCAAUCUGUCGCCCAUGCCAAAGACGCGAUGGGUAAUGGAGAAGCUGGCGUUUGGACAGGAACCGCCUUCAACGCUCCAGCGACCCUCUCUCCCCAAUCGAUAUUCGCAUCCCGCCGCAUCAACACACUCAACGACCACAUCAAUCCCGAGCGCUUCAUGAUCCGGCGUAGGUAUUCCCCGGGGCUGGCAGGCCUGAAGACCAUGGCCGUAUUUACGGACGGCGCGUGCGCUUCAAAUGGUCUCGCCACGCCCAAGGGUGGCUUCGCCUUCUCAGCCAGCGACGCAACGGACGGAUUGCACGCCCAGCGGCUUGAGGAUACAGGCCCCACCGACACUGCGCACACCGCUACAAACAACAGAGCUGAGCUCCGCGCCGUCAUCGGCUUUCUCGAGUGCCGUUCAUGGUGGGGGGAAGGCUGGACCCGCAUCGUGGUAAUGACUGACUCUGAGUAUGUGGCCAAAGGAGCAACAGUCUGGAUACGAAAAUGGGCCUCCAAUGAUUGGAAGACCGCCGCUGGUAAGCCUGUCGCGAAUCGCGACCUCUAG
Clonostachys solani is the source of this 720-nucleotide messenger RNA. Lineage: Eukaryota; Fungi; Ascomycota; Sordariomycetes; Hypocreales; Bionectriaceae. The record is from the annotation of a GenBank genome assembly.